Molecule: messenger RNA, 1435 nt
Organism: Spea bombifrons (plains spadefoot toad)
Lineage: Eukaryota; Metazoa; Chordata; Amphibia; Anura; Pelobatidae
Gene: SRA1
Product: steroid receptor RNA activator 1
Exons: 5
Coding region: 79-741 (220 amino acids)
Biological process (GO): regulation of transcription by RNA polymerase II
Cellular component (GO): nucleus
Source: RefSeq, a predicted model, not a curated record
GGAAUGUCCUAUAGCGUGUGACUUCCUGUGCAGGCUGAGCUAUGUUGGCAGAUAGGGGAGGAGGAGGAGGAGGAGGACAUGGCUGAUCAGUAUGUGAAGCCAGGCAACAAAGAGAGAGGGUGGAACGAUCCCCCCCAGUUCUCCUAUGGCCUACAAGCUCAGCUUGGAAGUGGUAAACGGACACCGCUCAAUAAGAGGGUUCCUGCGCCUUUGCACGGACCUCCGGCAGCUCCUGCUGUGCAAUCCCUUCCUUCUAACACCCCUCCAAAAUGUCCGGCAAGUACAGUCGGCCCUCCGCCCCUAGGACAAGCUGCGUUGCAGAUUAAAAGUGAUGGAGUAAAGUCGUGUUCCAGUCCGACAGAGGUCGAGUGUAACAUCGAUGUAAAAGACGUUAUAACUCCACUGAGCGAAACAUUGGAAGCCUGCAGGGAUGCAAUCAAGAAACAAGUUUUUAAUGAUAUUAGCAAGAGGCUGACCAUGCUAGAAGAAAUGUGGAACAGCGGAAAACUAUCCCCUCCUGUACGCAAGAGAAUGAGCAUCCUGAUAAAAGAGCUGAAAUGCCAGAACUGGGAUUCUGCGGAUGAGAUCCACAGGUCACUUAUGGUGGAUUAUGUGAAUGAAGUCAGCCAGUGGAUGGUCGGAGUUAAGCGCUUAAUUGCAGAAGCAAGGAACUUACCUACGCAUGAAAAGGAUGAGAAGCCAGAAGUCAGUACCGGAGAAGAUGUUAAGCAAGAAAUUUAAAAAGGAACUACUUUUUGCUCCCUAAUAAAUGGCUAUGGUGUUUUAGGUGCACUUUUUUUGUGCUUCUGCUUCUUCCAUUAUGAGGAGGUGGACUACUCCUGCUGAUUCUGUACCCCCUUUCUUCGGUUAUAACUACAGCAUAAAAAAGGAGAGAUUAAUUUAUAAGGCAUGUACUUAUCUUAGCCUUCCAGGAACAAUUACAACAGAAUCUCAGAAAAUGUCUAAAAAAUAGCAUCGAAAUCGAAAUCUAAUCGCUCCUAAAAUAAUAUAGCCAUUUAUUUAAAGGAGAAAAAUCCAUAUUCCAACCUCUUCGAUGAGAUUUGCUGCGAAGCCAUGUUUGGAUUGCUAUGCAAUCUGUAUGUGAUAUCAAAAACUAAUUCCCACAAGAACAAAGUCUAGAGCAAAAUAGUUCUUGUGUUAAAAUAUUAACACUUUUCUGCUCCAGGGCGUGAAAUUAGUUUUUCAUCCUGAUCAGUAUAUGAACUUUUAAAAAGAGUUCUGUUUACAUUUGGAAUCCUCCAGUUGUAUUUUUUCAUGGGGAUUAUAAAAAGAAAAGUGCGAAUGUUUCGUAUUCCUAACAGAACAUUAAAUGUUUUUAAGGUGCUUAUUGAUCAACCAUCUAUUUUUUUCCUGUUUUAAUACGAAUAUUGAAAUAUUGUGUUCUUUUGAAUAAAUUUGGUUACACUUCUGAAAA